Messenger RNA from Ascochyta rabiei, 987 nucleotides. RefSeq lists its product as uncharacterized. The record is from RefSeq and is a predicted model, not a curated record. Bases 1 to 987 code for a protein of 328 amino acids. The transcript has a single exon. NCBI's taxonomy places the organism in Eukaryota, Fungi, Ascomycota, Dothideomycetes, Pleosporales, Didymellaceae.
AUGCCUGAGCUCUUCGGGCUUCCGCGCGAGCUGCGCGAUAUGAUAUACAUGUCUGUCAUUGCAUGGUCGCUUCCCCAACCACGUCGUGACGAUACUCAAAACCAUAAAUGGCGGCGUAUCCGGGAGUCUGACAGCACACAAUCUGGCGAGUACGGCUGCUCGUAUUCCACAGAGACGAUACCAGGUACAUGUGCCAACCUGCUUGCGUGUAGUCGUCAGAUCAAUCUCGAGCUUACCGAGGCCAUUGAAAGAGCUAAGAGAAGUGGUCUGUUGGUCGCCAAACUGAAUUGCAUUGCGGAUAGUGAGAACACGCACGCAUUUUCCUGGCUUUCAUUACCAAUCGUGACGAACAGGCCAUGCGAGCAAGAGGAAAAGCAUAGCUUGUUACCAUCUUGGGCAGACAGAAUCUUUACCACGCCGCAGAGGAUGUUGAAGCUCGGCAACAGAAGCCCGAUACCAUAUCUUCCACCCUUGACAACUACACUCGACAACCUCUGGAUUGAUAUUCGAAUUCAUGGCAAUCGAACAGCAAAAUGGGAAAACAAUCAAUGCCCACCUGAUCGUACAUCCUGGGCUAUCUGCGCUGCCUUGAAGCGAUUCUUCGACGGCGACGCUCUUAUGCGUCCCAUAAACGCCACUCCUACUCCCGGCCCCUCUUCCAAAAAUAUCAUGAUUGAUGAGCUAAUCCUGAAUGUGGUCUCUCCAUGGGAGCCGAUGACUAUGUGGUUGCCUGAAGACUACCCACUUGACGUGGCGACGUACGGCAUUGUGCAUCCGCGAACUGUGGCGAAAAAGCUUCUGGACAUGUGGAACAUAAUCUGGACUGGCGAAGGCUUCAAGGGUGCGCACUAUCGCGUGCUGCUAGAGAGGCUCAAGAGGGUGAAGAUUUCUGUAGACGGAGAGACUUGGAGAGUUCGAGAGCUUGGUAUGGAGCUAAAGAGGGGGCAGGAGGAGCGUAAGAGGAUCGCUAUGAGAGGAGGAUGGUAA